Messenger RNA from Momordica charantia (bitter melon), 2354 nucleotides. It is a transcript of the gene AST91, whose product is annotated as sulfate transporter 91. NCBI's taxonomy places the organism in Eukaryota, Viridiplantae, Streptophyta, Magnoliopsida, Cucurbitales, Cucurbitaceae. Gene Ontology annotation, cellular component: membrane. Gene Ontology annotation, biological process: sulfate transmembrane transport. The record is from RefSeq and is a predicted model, not a curated record. Gene Ontology annotation, molecular function: secondary active sulfate transmembrane transporter activity.
UUCAUUGUGAUAAGGCUCAAAUCCGAAAGCAACCUCUCUCUCUCUCUCUAGUUUUUUCCAUUAUUUUAUGUCACAUUCCCCAUUUUUCUUUUAAGAAGCAAGCCCUUUUUUCCCACCUUUGUUUCCAAUCAGUUGACUGCGGGUUGUAGCGUAAUAAGAAGGCCAAAGGCCAAGAAGCGCUUCUCAAAGAAGCCAUUUUACGACGACAACAACAAUAAACAAUAAUGGAGGCCGGCGGAAGCACUUUGGGUCCGCCGCCGCCGCCGCAGCAUUGCGUUGAGAUCCACGCGGUGGUUCCGCCGCCGCGCAGAAGCGGCAUGCAGAGGCUCCGGAACCGCCUGAAGGAAACGUUCUUCCCAGACGACCCGCUCCGGCAGUUCAAAGGUCAGUCUCCGGCCACAAAAUGGCUGCUCGCUGCUCAGUAUGUUUUCCCCAUUCUUCAGUGGGGCCCACAUUAUACCCUCGCCCUCUUCAAAUCCGACGUCGUUUCCGGCCUCACCAUCGCCAGCUUGGCCAUCCCUCAGGGUAUCAGCUAUGCCAAGCUUGCUAACUUGCCUCCCAUUGUUGGGCUUUAUUCAAGCUUUGUUCCUCCUCUGGUAUAUGCCGUUCUGGGAAGCUCAAGAGACCUCGCGGUCGGGCCGGUAUCGAUAGCGUCUCUAAUACUCGGGUCGAUGCUGAGGCAAGAGGUUUCUCCGGUGAAGGAUCCGAUACUGUUUCUCCAACUCGGCUUCACUUCCACCUUCUUCGCAGGCCUCUUCCAGGCCUCCCUCGGCUUCUUGAGACUCGGGUUUAUAAUCGAUUUUCUGUCGAAGGCGACUCUGGUUGGAUUCAUGGCGGGAGCCGCCAUUAUUGUGUCUCUACAGCAGCUGAAGGGCCUUCUUGGAAUCACCCAUUUCACCAAACAGAUGGGUUUGGUUCCUGUUCUCACCUCUGUUUUCCAUAACACUCACGAGUGGUCAUGGCAGACUAUACUGAUGGGCGUUUGUUUCCUUCUCUUUCUUCUGCUGGCCAGACACAUCAGUUUGAAAAAGCCAAGGCUGUUUUGGGUGUCAGCGGGAGCUCCUUUGGCGUCGGUAAUUCUUUCAACCAUAUUGGUUUUUGCCUUCAGAGCUGAUCGGCAUGGCAUUAGCAUAAUAGGAAAAUUGGAAGAAGGAUUGAACCCACCAUCAUGGAACAUGCUUCGUUUUGGAAGCUCUCAUCUUAUCCUCGUCCUCAAGACUGGCCUCGUCACUGGAAUCAUCUCUCUCACCGAAGGAAUCGCCGUCGGCCGAACAUUCGCCGCCCUCAAGGACUACCGCGUCGACGGCAACAAAGAGAUGAUCGCAAUCGGCCUCAUGAACGUCGUCGGCUCCUUCACCUCCUGCUACAUCACCACAGGCGCGUUCUCUAGGUCGGCCGUGAACCACAACGCCGGGGCCAAGACGGCGGUGUCGAACAUCGUGAUGUCGGUGACGAUCAUGGUGACGCUGCUGUUCCUGAUGCCUCUGUUUCAGUUCACGCCCAAUCUGGUGCUGGCCGCCAUCAUCGUCACCGCCGUCGUCGGCCUCGUCGAUCUCCCCGCCGCCUACGCCGUUUGGAAGGUCGAUAAGUUCGAUUUCCUCGUCAUGCUCUGCGCCUUCUUCGGCGUCAUUCUCGUCUCCGUCCAACAUGGUCUCGCCAUUGCUGUUGGCAUAUCCAUUUUCAAGCUCAUCUUUCAAAUCACUAGGCCAAAAACAGUGAUGUUGGGGAACAUACCUGGAACAGAUAUAUAUAGGAACCUUCACCAUUACAAGGAGGCAAUGAGAAUCCAAGGCUUCCUCAUUUUAAGCAUUGAAGCUCCAAUCAACUUUGCCAACACCACUUAUCUCAACGAAAGGAUUUUGAGAUGGAUUGAAGAUUAUGAAGCUGAAGAUCAUGUUAAGGAGGCCUCUGGCCUUCAGUUUCUGAUUUUAGAGUUGUCAGCUGUGAGUGCUAUAGACACCAGCGGAGUUUUACUCUUCAAGGAUCUAAGAAGAGCACUGGAAAAGAAAGGUGUUGAGCUUGUGUUGGUGAAUCCAUUGGGUGAAGUUUUGGAAAAGUUACAAAAAGCAGAUGAAAAUCAAGAGAUUUUGAGGCCAAAUAAUGUGUUCUUGACAGUGGGAGAGUCCAUUGGUUCACUAUCAGCAACAAUGAAAGGACAAUCCUCAACCAUAUAGGAAUCUUAAAGGAUGUAAACUGAUGACACUCAAUGAAUCUCUCUCUCUCUCUUUUAUACUUCCAAAUAGUUAGAAAGAACAAUACAAAAAGCUAAAUGUGUAUGUUCCUCUCCACAAUUAAAAUGGGUAUAACAAAGCCAUCAAAAUGAUAUAUAUAAUCCAUGGGACAAAAUAGCUCAA